AUGUUACUCCUCGGCCAUGCCAACGUCGCAUCGUUGUUGCUCCUUUCUGCAACAACGAGUUCAGUCCUCGGUGCCCCUGUCAACGAGGUCGACUUGGCUCAUUCAUCUCUUGUUCCUCGUCGAACUCGCGAUGUUGACGACCUCUCCAAACUGGACGAGAUCUGCGGCCAUGACAUCAACAAAGAAAGUUUGAAGGAUAUAUGGGAAAUGACGCGCGUGGGAGGCUUCCUCGACAUCAUUGUGAACGGCACCUCUAUAGGGGCGUACCCCAACUGGGUUCAGAACCUCGACAAGGCCACCUGGGAUAAGCAGCAGUCCGACGCGUGGGACUGCACCAGCUUCCCUGGGAAAUGUGGCCCCGCGGCUGACUGCAAAGAGUUCUUCCUCAUCAGAGAUCGGCCCCAGGAAUACUGGAUCUUCAAAUCCAUAGACGGUGCGCACAAGGUCAUGAACAGGCUGCACGAGGAGCUCCAGAACGACGCCAACGUGGUCCAAUUUGACUUGGACGGCAUCAUCUCCGACUUUCAAGGCGGGAUCAAGGACCUCACCGACAUCUACGGGAAAAUGGCUGCGGCUUUCACCAUUGGGGCUGGGGCCGUGAGCGUGGUGCCUGGCCCAGGAAAGCUCGCCAGCGCCGCGUUCAAUGUCGUGGCCGGUGUCUUUAGCUUGGCCGCUCUGGACAAGCCUCCCGACUCGAAGCCGACUGCGCAGGAGUAUCUCAAGAACUAUUUCGAACAGUCCCAGAAUGCUCUCAAAGACACGGCCCGCAAUCUGUUCGGUACUGGUGAUCAGAAGAAGCUUCCCAACCUUUCGAAUCCUCACCACUGGCUAACGGAAGUGGCUCAAUUUUUCGAUGAUGGCAAGUUCUUGAUUGAGAAUGUCGAUGAAGCCACAGAUACCACAGUCAAGACGGCCAGGAUACAUCUGCGACAAGCCAUUGGUAUGUCCGUUCUCGACUCACAGGGGUGGAAACUCUUCAUCGAUCCAGGUAUCAAGGAUGAGGCACGGUGCAAGAAGGAUGGGAGCUCCCACAUCUGGAGGAGCGAAAGCAACGAGUGCUGGGGCCUUCUCAAGUGGGAAAAGAUCCCUUCUGGCGACCCCUUCUCCAAGGACAGGAUCAAGGUCACCCAGUUGCCCGAGAAAACUGUCCAGAAGAUGACAAAAGACUACGAGAUGGAUUUGAAAACAGUCUACGAUAACGCCGUCGCUUGCAAGCUAGCGCAUCCGGAUGGCAGUGCUCGCGCCAUCAAAGUCCAGGAAUUGAGCCCAGAUGGCAGCAACCUUCCGCAGUGCUUCUUCAGCAUAGACGUUGCCAAGGGUACAUUUACCGCCAAUGAAUACAAACCGCAGGAUCUUUGGGGCAAAUGGUAG
This is a messenger RNA of Pestalotiopsis fici W106-1, 1371 nucleotides long. RefSeq lists its product as uncharacterized. The record is from RefSeq and is a predicted model, not a curated record. The transcript has 2 exons. NCBI's taxonomy places the organism in Eukaryota, Fungi, Ascomycota, Sordariomycetes, Amphisphaeriales, Sporocadaceae. The coding region runs from base 1 to 1371 and encodes 456 amino acids.